This is a messenger RNA of Andrographis paniculata, 2082 nucleotides long. RefSeq lists its product as uncharacterized. NCBI's taxonomy places the organism in Eukaryota, Viridiplantae, Streptophyta, Magnoliopsida, Lamiales, Acanthaceae. The transcript is spliced from 5 exons. The coding region runs from base 435 to 1895 and encodes 486 amino acids. The record is from RefSeq and is a predicted model, not a curated record.
AGAGAGAGAGAGUGGAGGAGCAAAGAAAAGCGGGACAAAUGCUCACAGUCACAGACUAGACUCACUCUGCCCACAAAAAGUGGAACUUGCUUCCUGCGCGCGUGCGUCUUUAGCAUCUCUCCUCUCCUCUCUUCUCUCUCUCUCUGCAAUUUAAUCCCUAUUCGUGUUCUACUGUACAGAUUAUGAUGGUUAAUAGUCGCUGUCACUGUAACUGCACCAAAAUCAUAUGUAUCCGUUGAUUUCUUGUUGUAAUCUGGGCUAAGAAACCCGACGGCUGCAGUUGCUCGAGUUUGGGGACAGUUUUCGUGGAUUUUGGAGGUGCUGGGUAUGGUGACGAUGAGAUAGCUCCAAAUUCGCAGGCUUAGUUGGAUGGUGGUGUAAUAACCGCGACAUCUAGUUCUUCUGCCACUGCACUUCCUAGAUAAGCAAAGCUGAUGGGGUCCAGAUUCCCGUCUCAUCAGCUUAGUAGCGGUCUCUAUGUUUCCGGCCGUCCUGAGCAGCCUAAAGAAAGAACACAAACAAUGAGCUCAGUAGCAAUGCCCUACACUGGUGGGGAUAUCAAGAAGUCUGGUGAGCUUGGGAAGAUGUUCGAUAUUCCUGUUGAUGGGUCGAAGUCUAGAAAAUCUGGUCCUAUAUCCAAUGCACCACCGCGGUCCGGGUCUUAUGCUAGGCCAUCUUCACACUCUGGACCGAUCAACCCAAGUGCAGCAGCUAGGUCGAUUCAUUCCACCUCUGGUCCAGCGUCAUCAUCCUCAGGAGUAACUGGUUCAACUUCAAUGAAGAAAUCAAAUUCUGGGCCGCUGAGUAAGCAUGGGGAGCCUAUCAAAAGAUUCUCCGGCCCUCAAUCCGGUGGAAUUACACCAAGUGCUCGGCCAAAUUCAGGCCCUCAAACACCAGUUCUCCCGGCGACAGGUCUCAUUACUUCUGGACCCAUUUCUUCCGGUUCACUAACUUCUACUGGCGCCCCAAGAAAAGUUUCUGGACCUUUGGACUCAACUGGAUCGGUUAAAGUGAACAGUGCAGUCAGCGGGAACCAGGCUGUUACAACUCUCGGUCAUAAUAUUGAGUUUUCCUUCAAGAGGAACCUUCCAACGGCUAUCAUGUGGGCAGUUCUUUUGCUUUUUGUAAUGGGUUUCAUUGCAGGGGGAUUUAUCCUUGGGGCAGUUCAUAAUUACGUUUUACUCGUGGCUGUCACCGUCUUAUUCUGCAUUGUUGCUGCUGUGUUCACUUGGAAUUCUUGCUGGGGUAGAAAGGCUGUCGUUGGAUACAUUGCUGAGUACCCAGAUUCUGAAUUAAGAACAGCCAAAAAUGGACAGUACAUUAAGGUUUCCGGGGUGGUCACCUGCGGAAAUAUGCCCCUCGAAUCAUCCUUCCAGAAGGUUCCUAGAUGCAUCUACACAUCCACCAGUUUAUAUGAAUACAGAGGAUUGAGUUCCACGGCUGCAAAUCCUACACCUCCACUUUUCCGAUGGGGGCUUAGGUAUGCAGAGAGGCAUGCAGUCGACUUCUACAUCUCUGAUUUCCAGUCGGGACUCAGAGCUCUGGUCAAAACUGGGUAUGGUGCACGGGUGACUCCUUAUGUAGACGAAACUGUCAUCAUUGACGUAGAUCCUAAAAACAACGAUUCAUCUCCUGAACUCACCCGGUGGUUAAGAGAGAGGAAUCUAUCAAGCGAUGAUCGGGUCAUGCGGUUAAAGGAAGGGUAUGUUAAGGAAGGGAGCACGGUGAGCGUGAUGGGCGUGGUGCAGCGAAACGAAAAUGUGCUGAUGAUCGUCGGUCCCCCCGAGCCUCUGUCGACGGGAUGCCAAUGGAGUAAGUGUUUGUUUCCCGGCAGCCUUGAGGGCAUUGUCUUGAGGUGUGAAGAUACUUCAAAAAUGGAUGUUAUAGCAGUCUAAUGUUUAUAUACAUAAAUACAUACAAAUAUAUAUAAUGUGUGUCUGGUAUUUCAUCGGCGUAAUAGUCUAUAGAAGUGUUGGCUGUAGGUGAAAAAAUUCACUAAGUUAGUCUUGUGUUAUUAUUAUUUUUUUCUCUGUACAGUUUGCUUGUUAUUAUGUCUAAUUGUGCUUUUGUUUGGUUGCGGUA